AAUACUGGCAGGAGAAUUCUAAAGUAGACUAUUAUUUUGACCGAGGACGCUCACUACAAUGACAGAUUGGCUGGAGAUUCUCGGUGCCUCCGACUGGAACCUGGAUUUUGUGCGUGCGUUGUUUGCUGAAUUCCUCGGCACUUUCUUUUUCGUCUUACUCGGCAUUUUGUGCACUCUCUUCAAGCCGAGCGAAACGGAGUGGCCAUAUGCCUCGCCUGUGCAAGUGGCGUUCACCUUGGGCUGCACUACAUUUUCGGUGUCGCACUCGCUUGGUAAUAUAAGCGGUGCACAUCUCAGUCCAUCUGUGAGUCUUGCGAUAUUCUUAGUUUGUGGCAUGAGUCUGCUUUGUUUUAUUGGAUAUGUAAUUGCGCAAAUACUCGGCGGCUUGGCGGCAACUGCGAUUAUUUUAUCGGUACUUGAUAAGGAAAUGUACCAGGAUCAACGUCCUUUAAGGCCCUCGAUGAGUACGGAGCUGUUCGAACUCUGCAUCGUCGAAGCUCUGGCAGCAUUUAUUUGGGUAAUCAUGGCAAUUGUAAAUACCGAGCGGCGAAAUGAAGAUGCAUUCGGUAAUGGCUCAUUUGCUAUUGGCUUUGUUGUCCUGGGCUCCUAUUUAAUCGCGAUUCUACUAUCUGGUGGCGGCGUUAAUCCAGUACGGUCCUUGAGUGCAUCAAUUAUUGUUAAUGAGUGGGAUUUUCACUACUGCUAUUGGAUAGGGCCGAUGGCGGGUGGUUGUCUGGCAGCACUGAUUUAUUAUUGUUGUUCGGGAGUGCUCCGACACAGACAUAUUUACAGAAUUUCUUAA
Bactrocera tryoni is the source of this 802-nucleotide messenger RNA. Its product is annotated as aquaporin-like. Gene Ontology annotation, molecular function: water channel activity. Lineage: Eukaryota; Metazoa; Arthropoda; Insecta; Diptera; Tephritidae. Gene Ontology annotation, cellular component: plasma membrane. The coding region runs from base 59 to 802 and encodes 247 amino acids. The record is from RefSeq and is a predicted model, not a curated record. Gene Ontology annotation, biological process: transmembrane transport. The transcript has a single exon.